UGAAAACAAAACAGCAAGAUAUAAAUACUGGGGGGUGGAAAAAUAUGAGGUGGAGGUCGACAAAAAAAAUUAUUGUUUUUAAUAUUGUUUUCCUUUUUUCGUUCUUACCUCACUCCCUCAAUAAAAAUAAAAAUUCCUUUUUUCAUUUUUAUACCUUUUAUUAAAUUUGUUAAUAUUCAUAUUCAUAUUCAAAUUCCCUUUUUUAUUUGAAAAAAUCUCCGAGCCCUAUUACUUAUGUCAGUUUUCUUUAACCGCACGCCAGCGGUAUCUCCAUGUCUAUCUUCUGAAAGCCAAAGCAGCAGUAAUCACAGUGACCCCACAGUAACGCCGCCACACAUUAAUUUCAAAGAAUUAUUCGGCCUGCCACCAGCCACGCCAUCCCCAACCAGCACCACCCUAGGCAGCAGCCCUGACGGCAGCAGCUCAGAGAGGCCCAAAUCACUAGCGGGAUCCGCGCGCUCCCUCCUCAGCGUACUCAGCAUUGCAAACAAAUUCAAAAAAGCGCUUUCGCCCAAACCAUCCAGCCCCGCGGACCUUCCGGCAGACCCCUUGCAAUCGGAUCAGCAGGAGCAACGGGUCAAUGACCUGGUGGUUAAGUACAUGGAUCUGGAGGACCGGCACACCAGAGGAUACGUGGAUGUCACCAAGAACCACGCGCCGCAGCGCAAACGGAAACCUGGCAAAAAACCCGCAGCAAAGUGUAAGGUCUAUUAUGAGGUCUACGGACAUGGUCCGAGGCGGCUGCUCUUUAUUAUGGGGAUGACCGGGAGCACGCAGUAUUGGCGACUGCAGACCCGACACUUUGCGUCCCUGGGGGACUACACCGUCUGCGUAUUUGAUAAUUGCGGCAGCGGUCGGUCGACCACUGCACCGGGACCCUAUAAGAUCUCGCAGUUGGCGCGGGACGCGCUCAGUGUGCUGGAUCACCUGGGCUGGGAAAAGAAUAUCAAUAUGGUGGGCGUGUCUUUGGGCGGAAUGAUUGCGCAGGAAAUGUGCUUGAUGCGGGCGGGGGUAUUCGACUCGGUGUGUUUUGUGGAUACCUGGCAUAGUGCUGCGCUGGCUGUGCCGACGGUGAAGGAGGUUGGGUUUGCCUUCAAGGGCAUGUCGCUGGCCGGGAAUCCCAGGGGCUUGAUCCAGCUGGUGUUUUCCAAAAAGUGGAUCGAGGCACCAUUCCACGACGCGGAGGGGGGGGAGGACGGAGGGUGCCAGGAGACGGCAGGCCUGAACAAUGGCGCUGUUAUGCUCAAGCUAUUCGAGGCCAUCCGAGCCGACCUCGUUCGCGACCCUGAUUGCGGCGCCAGCCCCGAUAGUCCGCCACCGAGCGGGUCGGGGAAGCAGCAGGCGGCUCAGGAUGCUCAGCCCGGGACCAUAUCUGCACACACACCGCCGCGGUUCCUGACCCCAGACAUGGCGCCCAAGGCCGUAUCUCCGGACAUGCCGCCCAAGCUUCCGACGCCCAAAACACUGCCUCGGCCGCUGCCUAGGGCCGUCACCCGGCUGCUGGAGCGGCCCAAGCCGCUCGCGCACUCGCGAUCCAUCGCAAGCCUGCAAUCCCCCCCCUCAACCGAGUCCCAGCCCCCAUCCCUGCCCAAGCGCAACACUGGCGAUAUCCACCAAUUCAUCGCGACGCUCGGCCACCGCCUGCCCGCCACCCGUGUGCGCUCAAUCCGCGACCUCAACCCAAACACGCGGUUCCUCAUCAUCCAUGGCGAAAAGGACCGCGUCAUCAGACCGUUUUGUGCACGCUCGUUUGCGAAACUGCUCCAGUGUCCGCUUGCGUGGAUUCCACGCGCCGGGCAUAUGCCGUUGAUAGACUCACAUUACGCUGGUGGAUCCCCCCGCGAAAUGAUCAUGUACGGCACACUGCUCGACGCGCCGUUCAGGAUCAGGCGGUACGACCAGAACCAGAACCAGGACCAGAACCAGAGCUAG
Kickxella alabastrina is the source of this 1932-nucleotide messenger RNA. RefSeq names its product Alpha/Beta hydrolase protein. The transcript has 2 exons. Bases 235 to 1932 code for a protein of 565 amino acids. The record is from RefSeq and is a predicted model, not a curated record. Lineage: Eukaryota; Fungi; Kickxellomycota; Kickxellomycetes; Kickxellales; Kickxellaceae.